This is a messenger RNA of Bipolaris zeicola 26-R-13, 786 nucleotides long. RefSeq lists its product as uncharacterized. The record is from RefSeq and is a predicted model, not a curated record. The coding region runs from base 1 to 786 and encodes 261 amino acids. Gene Ontology annotation, cellular component: outer membrane. NCBI's taxonomy places the organism in Eukaryota, Fungi, Ascomycota, Dothideomycetes, Pleosporales, Pleosporaceae. The transcript has 3 exons.
AUGUCAAGUCACGACUACUACGGGCAGGGCCAAGGCCAGGGCCAACAAGGCUAUGGCCAAAACUAUGAAGGCACCAGCCAGCGACAAUGGGGUUCGGCAGACCACAACCAAGGCUACCCUCCUCAGCCUCAGGGCUAUGGACAACCGCAGCACGAUCAAUACGGCCAAGCCAGCCACAGUCCCUAUCCUCAAGGACAGAGCCAGUACCCUCCCCCUGCGCAUGAUUCUUAUUCAGCGCCUCCUCAAAGUGGAUAUGGCGCUCCACAGGGCCAGUAUCAGCAAGGAUACGACCAGAACCAGCAAGCCUUUGACCAGAAUCGAGACCAUUCCUACAUGUCAUCCGGGCAUCAACCUCCUCCCUAUCACGAUCCCAGCCAGCAAUAUGGAGCGCAUCAAUCACAAGGCUAUGACAAUCCAGCACACAACCAACCCGGUGCCGAAGGGGAGCGCGGACUUGGCUCGACUCUUAUAGGGGGUGCAGGAGGCGCAUUCGCAGGUCACCAACUUGGUGGUGGAACACUUGGUACUUUAGGAGGGGCGCUUUUGGGAGCUGUUGGCGCGAACAUCAUCUCUGACAAGAAAGAGAAGAAGCACAAGAAGCACAAGCACAAGAAGAGUCAUGACUCUCAUCAUGGAUCGCAUCAUUCUCACCACUCGCACCAUCACUCCUCUGAUCAUGGCCAUAGUCACAGGAGCCACAGCAGGAGCCAUAGCAGAAGUCGCCGCAGGAGUCACAGCAGAGGCAAGAGGAGCAGUUCUAGUUCAAGCAGCAGUAGCUCAGACUAG